AUGGGCAGCGUUGUGGCGACGGAGACCGAGCUGAAGGGAAUGGAAGAGCUUGGAGAACGGCUGAAGAGGGUCUCACCCUGGAGCGAUCUCAUCCAUCGCACCCACCAGCGGCUGAUCCUGCGCAAUGAGCUGGCGGAGCUCUGCUGCACGGAUCUCACAGAGGAGGAGACCUUGCAGGUCUUGACCAAUUCGGAGGCAAAGCUCUUGGAGCUCAGCGAGUUGCCUGAAAGCUUUCACGAGCUGUGCCCAAAGGUGGCAGCGCCUGAAAGCGCCCAAGUGCCCAUCAGCUGGGCCAAGGAGCUCCUAGAGAAGCAGCCAGGCUUGAAAGAGACACGCUUUCAUGCGGUGCCAAAGCGGCUCAAGGAGGAAGACUUCUGGGACCGCUACUUUGCUGCGGUCUUUCAAAUUCUUGAAAGAGAACUGCUUGAGCUAAGAUCUCAGGAUGCAAAAAGUUCCGUGCACCUUCAGCCAGGGGGGCAUUUUCUCAUGGCGGCGGGUCGCUUCUCACAGUUGGCGGGGGAGCUGCCGAGAUCUUUGCCGAGGUCGCCUUUGCUGCCCUGGGAGGCAGUAAAGGCUAUCGGAGGUCUAGGGCGACAGCAACGCUGGGCGGAGGCCCUGGCUGUGUUCUGGCCCUUGGUUAGACAAGAACGCGCCAAUCUCAUCGUGUGGAAUAGCGUGAUCAGCGCCUGUGCCGGAAGAGCUUGGGAAUGGUCAGUGCUGUUGCUCUCGCUGCUGGAAGUGGAUGCUGAGAAUGAGGCAGAUGCGAUCAGCUACAACACCGUGCUCACCGCUUUGAUGCGCUCGUCAGAGAUCUCCGCAGCUGUGCGGUUGUUGCACGAGAUGCCAAUGAGGCAGAUCCUGCCGGACACCUGUUCCUUCAACACGGUCAUGGGCAGCUUGGCCAAAGAGCCGAAACAUUGCAAAGUUGUCCUCUCCAUGCUGGAGGAGUGUGGCAAGGGACCAGGGCAGGAUGCACAAAGCUUUAACAUUGCGAUUGCGGCUUGCUCUCGGGCAAGCCAAUGGCAGAAGGCCAUUGACCUCCUAGAGGUGAUGGCAUCAUCCCGGCACCAACCGGACGAAUACAGCUACACCUCCGCUAUCUCUGGGUGCAAGAACUUGCCAGCGCAG
Messenger RNA from Durusdinium trenchii, 1128 nucleotides. The record is from the annotation of a GenBank genome assembly. Lineage: Eukaryota; Dinophyceae; Suessiales; Symbiodiniaceae.